ACACUGUUUAUAUCAGCUGCUUUACGCAUGAGUGGUUUCACGUGAUCUUGCAUGCUGGGGUUAUGAAGUUCAUUUGACGUCACUUCCCUUUAAAAUGGAUGAAUCGUCACAACUUAGAAACAUAAAAGAUUUCCUGAUAAUUUACAACUCGUUGACGGAGCGUUGUUUUACGAGAUGUGUAACAAACAUGAACCAUCGAUACCCAACGAAAGAUGAGACAUCGUGUAUACAUAACUGUGCCGAGAGAUUCCAGAAAGGAAACCAACGUUUUAUGAAACAGUUCAUGAAAAUGACGCCGGAGAUGGUCCAACGACGGAACGAGGACGCAAUGAAACAAGCGAACAAAUAUAAUGAUGUCAUAAUUGAUAAACCAGACGAUGUUAUUGCACAAAAUUAAUGAAUUCUGUGUUAAACAAUUUGUCGCAAAUUUAGAAUUUCUGAUACCAGUGAAGAAUCGUCUGACAUAUUUUACAGAGUUGUGACGUUCUAGAGAUUUGAGGACGUCCAAUUAAUAGUGAAGAAUCUACCGCAGUAUUGGGAGAAUUAUUAUCAGAUUGAACGAUGGUUUUUAACAUCUAUCAUUAUCACUUUGAAAGAUUGUAUUUUGCGCGAUAACAUUAUUUUAACAAACAUGUUUUGCGCAGCUAAUUAAGGUUUCACUGCAGCUUUGAUUACAAAAAAACGUGCGCAAAAUCUAAGUUGCGAUUGUAAUUACGUGAGCGAUUUUUCACUGGUAUCGUGUUGUUGAACUUUAUUAUAGCCAAAUACAAGAUUUCUAUGUUUUAUCGCAUAUAAUCAGGGCAGGUUGUUGCAUUUUGUUUCCAAUAUUGGUCCAUGACUUUGGUGAUGCGCUCAUCCAACCCUGGCCCUCUAGUGUUGGCGAUAUUGGCGUGAUAUUGCUCGAUCGU
Molecule: messenger RNA, 908 nt
Organism: Ciona intestinalis (vase tunicate)
Lineage: Eukaryota; Metazoa; Chordata; Ascidiacea; Phlebobranchia; Cionidae
Source: RefSeq